Molecule: messenger RNA, 1590 nt
Organism: [Torrubiella] hemipterigena
Lineage: Eukaryota; Fungi; Ascomycota; Sordariomycetes; Hypocreales; Clavicipitaceae
Source: the annotation of a GenBank genome assembly
CUUUGCGGAGUAGGCCACGCGUGGUGAACAGGGGGAAAAAAAUACGCCGUCCAGCUCAUCACACGUUACGCUUAUGCGUGGGGAGGGCCUUGGCUCUAGUGGUCCGGUGUUGGCGGUCAGCGCUUAAUUUAUGGUGAUCAUGGCAUUUGACAAUACCACCUUACCAAAGUAGCCAUAUGGCCGAGGCGGUUCCGUGAAGCGUGACUAGAAGAGAUGGACCCUACGAUUGUCGCGUGCGCGGAUAUAUAAAAGAUGGAAUCGUGCUCUGGAAUGCUGUUGAAGAGAGCUAUAAAAACUAUUUAAAAAUAGCACCAGCCCGAUAAUCUUCAGCAAGCAACCAAGCACUUCUCUACUGCCCCAUCAUGACGCGUCUCUUGGAAACCAGCUUGAUGCUGCUCGUAUCGACUUCGGUCCUGGCUGCACCAACCGCCGGCCAAGUCUCUACUUGCGCUACCAAGGGCAAGCCUGCCGGCAAGGUCCUCCAAGGAUACUGGGAGAACUGGGACGGCGCAAAGAACGGCGUGCACCCGGGCUUGGGCUGGACACCCAUCACCAACCCAGACAUCAAGAACCACGGCUACAAUGUGAUUAACGCCGCCUUCCCCAUCAUCUACCCCAACGGUACUGCACUAUGGGAAGAUGGCAUGGACACCAACGUCAAGGUUGCCACGCCCGAAGAGAUGUGCCAGGCCAAGGCGAACGGCGCCACGAUCCUCAUGUCUAUUGGCGGCGCCACUGCUGCCAUCGAUCUGAGCUCCAGCGCAGUCGCUGACAAUUUUGUCAACAGCAUCGUGCCUAUUCUGAAGAAGUACAACUUUGACGGCAUCGACAUUGAUAUUGAGGCCGGCCUCACAGGCAGCGGCAGCAUCAACACGCUCUCCACAUCGCAGGCCAACCUGAUCCGUGUUAUUGACGGCGUGCUGGCCAAGAUGCCCGCCAACUUUGGCUUGACCAUGGCGCCCGAGACGGCAUACGUCACCGGCGGCAGUGUCACCUACGGAUCCAUCUGGGGCUCUUACUUGCCCAUUAUCAAGAAGUACGUCGACAACGGCCGCCUCUGGUGGCUCAACAUGCAGUACUACAACGGCGACAUGUACGGCUGCAAGGGUGACUCCUACCAGGCGGGCACUGUCGAUGGCUUCAUUGCUCAGACAGACUGCCUCAACAACGGCCUCACUGUCCAGGGCACCACCAUCAAGAUCCCCUACAGCCAGCAAGUUCCCGGUCUGCCUGCCCAGUCUGGCGCUGGCGGCGGUUACAUGACCACAUCGCAGGUCGCGCAAGCCUUUGACCACUACAAUGGUGCUCUGAAGGGCUUGAUGACCUGGUCUAUCAACUGGGACGGAUCCAAGGGCUGGACCUUUGGCGACAACAUGAAGAGCCGCGUUGCCAAUUAAAGUAGACGCUAGUAUUUGACUUGGCGUCUAUUUUAUUUAAUGUGUAUAUGAAAUCCUUUGAUGUAUAUAGCUUCUCUACCUCAUCAUUCACCAUUUUACUCCAAAAAUACAAUUUCUUUUUCUGGAAAACCAUAGUACAAUCCUUAUAUACCAUCCAUGACGCUUAAAUGCACGGCUCGCGCUACUCUGCAUC